Aplysia californica (California sea hare) is the source of this 2649-nucleotide messenger RNA. Its product is annotated as prenylated Rab acceptor protein 1. The record is from RefSeq and is a predicted model, not a curated record. The transcript is spliced from 5 exons. NCBI's taxonomy places the organism in Eukaryota, Metazoa, Mollusca, Gastropoda, Aplysiida, Aplysiidae. The coding region runs from base 25 to 609 and encodes 194 amino acids. Gene Ontology annotation, cellular component: Golgi apparatus.
ACUCGUUUCCACGUCCAAACUGUCAUGGCUGAAAAAGGGCCCCUCCCAGAAGGCAGAUUGGAUCAUUCUGCUCCAGAAACUCUGUCUUUGAAAGAAAGAAUGAUGAGCUUGUCCCUGUCUAACGCGUCUGCCCGCGAGUGGUUCUCCAAGACAAGGGAGAGCGUCAGGCCAUGGGCAGAGUUUGUCAACACCAAGAGAUUUGGCGUGCCAAAGUCCAUCGCUCCAGUGCCCAAAAGAAUUGUGAAGAACAUUGAGACUUUUCAGGGAAAUUACCUGUUUGUGUUCAUGGGUCUUGUCGUUUUCUGCAUAUUGACCUCCCCUCUCCUGCUGGUGGCCUUGGCUGCAUGUUUCGGCGCCUGCUACUUGAUCAGCGUGAAGAAUCAGGACAAGAAAAUCACCGUCAUGGGGAAGGAGCUUAGCCUUGCCCAACAGUACGCUGCUGUUGGCGCCAUGUCCUUCCCGCUCUUUUGGCUGGCCGGAGCUGGAUCAGCUGUUUUCUGGGUCAUAGGAGCCUCAUUCUUCGCCAUCAUGCUCCACGCGGGGUUCUAUCAGACGCAGGAGGAGUUGGAAGGAUUUGAUCUACAGCUGGAGGAAGUGCAGACGGUCUAGUCUCCCGUCGUCGGCGUCUCACUACCUCCUGACGUCACAUCACCGUCACCUGAUGUCAUGCCAUUGAUACUUGAUGUCAUGUCACCGUCACCUGAUGUCAUGUUGCUGAUACUUGAUGUCAUGUCACCUUCACCUGAUGUCAUGUCACUGUCUCCGCUUGAUGUCAAGUGGCUGUCACUUAAUGUCAUGUAGCUGUCUCAGCCUGAUGUCAUGUCGCUGUCACUUGACAUGUUGCUGUCACCUGAUGUCAUGUCACUGCGUCCUGAUGUCUUGUCAGCCAGACUGAACAGAGGGACACUCACCUGGUGUUACUUAUCUAUUAUUUAAUCUAUUAUUUUAUACUUGAACAAUCAGUCAGCGAGGAUUUUGUCGUCAUACACCACAUUUGUUUGUGUUUGCAACUUUCUGUGGGUUUGUUUUGUUUUGUUAAUGUUUUUGCCUUGUAUUGUGUACAGCGUGGGUUCAGAGACCUAUGUUGAGGCUGUUUUUGAAAAGGUCCUUUUGUGGGGGGGGAUAUCAGUAAAUGGUGCUUGUUAAUUCGUUGCCAUGGUACUGGAAGCUGGACAGUGUUCUCCCCGAUACAGGAAGCUUAACGGGUUUUUCUGUGACGCAGGUUUUUGUCUCAUUUUGGACAUUGUUUUGUUUUUCGUUUUAAGUUUUUGUUGCGGCAGUGGUUUUUGUCUGGUCAAAUGGUCAAGCUGUAAGUUUGAUGUGGAUGUCUUCAGCUUGCCAGUUACAAAAACCUUGCUGAUUUUAUUAAUUUUUGUUAAGGAGUCUCUAGGUGUGUUCAUUGAGGAGUUUCGCUCACGUCUCUUUCUGCUCUGGGUAAAUUAUGUUUUCCUUUUUGCUGAGAAGGAAUAGGUUUUUUGAGGAGUCUGUGAUUGCUUCUCUUUCUCCUUUCUGCUCUCUGUACGUAAUAUUUUCCUUUUUUUGUGUGGCCAUUGAAGUGAAUAGAACUCGUCUAAUUUUUGUCCGGAAGGAUUCAGCUUUUUGCCACAGAGUCCAACUGGUGGGAAAUUUUCACUGCCUGGUUUGUGCUUGGGUGGUUGGCGGGUGCUCUGAUGUGGUUUGCUCUUUCUUUCCUAUCAAACAACUAUCGUCUUUAUCUCUCCUCCUUUUUUAUGUUUGUUAUUCUCUUGUAACGCCUAUAAUCUUCGGCACUUAUAUGACCUUAUUGUGUUGCAAGUGCCGUGAAGCUCUUACUAAAACUUAAACUGGUUUGUGCCUUGUAGCAAAGUCUUUUUGACAUAUCCCGUUAUUCUCCUAUAAAAUGUCCUCUUCAGAAAUUCGCCCAUUAUCUCCUACCACUGUCUUUGGAGUUAUAAUAUGAACGCUGUCUGAAACAUUGUGAGACUCCCUGUUAUUGUACAUAAGAUGAGCAUUUUUUAAAAAAAGGUGAUAACCAUAUCAGUUUGUGUGUAUGUAACCGUGUAUGAUUUAUAUAGACAUGGGUUUUUUUGUCUUAAUUUUAAAAUUUUCAGUCCUUUUCAUUUUUAUGUUUUUCAUCCGGUGUCUGGUCUUUGCAAAUUUCUACGCUGUUUUCUCUUAACAACAAUGAGACCCAUUGCUAAAACCUGCUUCUCUGUAUGAUUAGUAGCAACAGAAUAAAUGUGAGUGAUACUUAAAUGUGUGUAAUAGGCUGCAAUACUGAAUUCCCCUCAGGGACUUGACUGAGCAGGCCUACUGAACGAAUUGUCAAGGUUUUCUGAAUAUGUAGAGGGUUACUUGAAUAUUCAGGAGCUCUUAAACGGUAUGUGGGGAGCGUAUAUAUUUUUCUAUAUUUUUUCUUUUACGGGGUGUCUUUCUGUUUAUUGACACUGAGGGAACUUUUUGAAACAGGUCUGUACCUCUACUCUCUUUUUACUGACUGGAGAAUUUCUGUGGAGAUCUGAAGAUGUGUUUAGGAUGCCAGAUACAGUCAUGCACAGAUAACUCAAACGCGUCGACAAAUAUGGUGGACACAUUCAUGAUUCGGGUUAACUAAUUGAAAAAUGAAUAUUAAAGAGAUAUCCGUCGUGGAAUGUCAAAUUGUUCAAGCGA